Phlebotomus papatasi is the source of this 1747-nucleotide messenger RNA. RefSeq names its product type 1 phosphatidylinositol 4,5-bisphosphate 4-phosphatase. Gene Ontology annotation, molecular function: phosphatidylinositol-4,5-bisphosphate 4-phosphatase activity. Lineage: Eukaryota; Metazoa; Arthropoda; Insecta; Diptera; Psychodidae. The record is from RefSeq and is a predicted model, not a curated record. The transcript is spliced from 4 exons. Gene Ontology annotation, cellular component: lysosomal membrane; phagocytic vesicle membrane; plasma membrane. Gene Ontology annotation, biological process: phosphatidylinositol dephosphorylation. The coding region runs from base 379 to 1128 and encodes 249 amino acids.
GGGGAAAUGGAAUGCUGUUGUGUAAGGCUUCCGUAGGCAGUGUGUAAUAUGUAGCCAGCUGGGAUUUCAGUGGAGAGAGUGAUUGUCAAAAAACUUCGCGAAAUUCUUGUCACUUUCAUUCGAUUUUUGCGGAAUUUUGGCAAUAAAUCGUGCCAUUUUCCUUACAAAAUUCCACUCCUGAGAGCAUGCAUAAGCUCAGCGAGAUAGUUUGGUGAAAAUUCUCGGUGAAAAGUGCAUUGUUCAGGAGUAGUUUGCAAGUGAACGGGAUUUAUCGUCCCAUUGUUAUUUUUAGUUGAAAUCUCGUACUUUCCGGGAGGCUCCUGCGACUUGGAAAAAGUAGUUUUUUUUGUGGGAAAAACGUAGAUAGGUAUUCCAGAGAUGGGUGACUCGGAGAGGCAACCUCUGCUGCAGGGUGAAAAUGCCGUGAAUUACAACGGGAACGAUGGGGAUUCAGAGAGAAAUGCUCAAGGGGCAAAUUCAACUACUGCGUCAUCUAUUGGGCCAGGGGAGCUCCCGCCCACCUUCCAGGCGGGCGCUGUGCCGAUGGUGACAUGCCGAGUGUGUCAGUGCAUGAUUGACAUCACAUUCAAGAGGGAUCAGCAUGUGGUUAAGUGCACUCAGUGCAGCGAGGCUACCCCCAUCCGGAACGCGCCCCCCGGCAAGAAGUACGUGCGCUGCCCAUGCAAUUGUCUUCUUAUCUGCAAGAGCUCAUCCCAGCGGAUUGCCUGUCCGCGCCCCAACUGCAAGAGAAUUAUCAAUCUAGCACCCAGUCCCGUGACACCGCCUGUACCCUCCAUGCCCGGCAUGUGCCGCGUCACCUGCGGCCACUGCUCCGACACCUUUCUGUUCAAUACACUUCAUAAUGCCCUUGCUCGAUGCCCCCAUUGCCGAAAAGUGUCUUCUGUUGGCUCGGAAUUUUCACGUGGUCGUGGCAUUUUAUAUUUCAUCAUUGGUCUUGUCUUUCUCGUCAUAGGCAUUGGUGUUACAGCUGGAACAUACUCAUAUGCAGCGAGUCACGGAGGGAUGUACGUCGCUUACAUAGGAGCUUUUCUUAUCUCACUCUUCCUAUUCGCUCGCAGCAUCUAUUAUUGUACUCUUAAGACUAGCACAAUAGAUGGUCCAAUGUAAUAAUGCGGUGGAUUUUUUUUUCAACAAAAAAAAAGUAUUUUCCCCGCAAAUAAAUAUAAUUAAAAAUUUGCUAAUAUUGUGCGGACUAAAAAAUACAGAGAAGAAAAAAAAAUGUAAGACCACUUGCAUGUGAAAUGAUGUGACACCAAAAAGAGAUGAGAAAACAAUGAUAAAGGCAUUCCUCUAAUUUUUCUUUCUUUCUUUCGUGUUUAUCCAAAAAAAGCAAGGUUUAUCGACAGAAAAAAAUUAUUACUCUAAUGAACAAGUAUCUAGCUAUCUUAUAAAUGUGAGAAAAUGAUUGAUAUAUUGUUGCUUUAUAAUGAUUUAUUUUUUAACAAUUUUUUUUGUGAGAACUUGGGAAAAAUAAUAGUAAAAAAAAUAUAUUAUAGGGUUAUUAUAAAACAAAAUAUAACAUUUAAAUUAUUUGAAUAAAUUGAAUGUGAAAUUGUAUUCUUACACUAAAAUGAAAGAAUAUUGAUAGUAAAAUAAAAUCUUGAACAUCUUACUAUGAUACAAUAAAAAGAAACUUGAAACAAUGAUGAUAAUUUGAGACCAUUGUCUUUCUUUUAUUUUUUUUGUAUAGCAAUAGAAGGUUAAAUAAAGAAUAUUUUAGUCUUUA